UUCUUCCCCACGCCCGACUUCUUCAUCCUGAUCGGCCAUAUCAACUGGCAGUGGGGCCAUGGGUUCCCGGCCAUCGUAUACCUCGCCCUGAAUAAGACGAUUCAGAGAGAAGUAGGCCGAAUGCUCGGGCUGUACCGGAUGGGCAUCAUCAAACCAUCCGUUACGCCUUCUACGCAACAGAACCAUGAUCAUACUUCGUCGAUUCAUAUU
Messenger RNA from Mesorhabditis spiculigera, 210 nucleotides. NCBI's taxonomy places the organism in Eukaryota, Metazoa, Nematoda, Chromadorea, Rhabditida, Rhabditidae. The record is from the annotation of a GenBank genome assembly.